GCAUGGGUCCUCAUUCUUAUAUCUUGUCAUCAGUAAGACUAUAAAUGUAACAAGGAUCUUCCUAAGAAGUCACCAUGUCAUACUCCUGCUGCUUGUCUCAAAACAAGUCAUUUUAUUUUAUUUUCACACCGUCUUUCCUGUGAGAUUAGCCAGUAACAUGAAACCCACUAACCAAACAACUCUUUUAGAAUUCCAUCUUUUGGGACUGACAGAUGACCCAGAACUGCAGCCCCUCAUCUUCAGCCUGUUCCUGUCCGUGUAUCUGGUCACCAUCCUGGGAAACGUGCUCAUCAUCCUGGCCAUCAGCUCUGACUCCCACCUCCACACCCCCAUGUACUUCUUCCUCUCCAACCUGUCCUUCACUGACAUUUCUGUAAGCACAACUGUACUUCCAAAGAUGCUGGUGAACACUCAAGCAAAGGAUCCGAGCAUCACCUACAUAGGCUGCCUCUUCCAGGCAUAUUUUGCUCUGCUUUGUAGUGCCUUGGAAAACUGUCUCCUCGCAGUGAUGGCCUGUGAUCGCUAUGUGGCCAUUUGUCACCCACUGAGGUACACGAUCGUCGUGCACCCUGGACUCUGUGUCCUGCUGGUUCUACUCUCUCUGCUCAUCAGCACUGUGCACACCCUGAUCCACACUCUGACGGCACUGCGGCUGUCCUUCUGCACAGACCUGGACAUCCCUCACUUCUUCUGUGAACUUGCGCAGGUCAUCAAGCUCUCUUGUUCUGAUACCUUCAUCAACAACCUGCUGGUAUACUUAGCGGGUAUCAUAUUUUUUGGUGUACCUCUUUUUGGGAUUAUUUUUUCUUAUAUCCAAAUUGUAUCCUCUAUCCUGAAGAUCCCAUCAGUGGGUGGAAGGUACAAAGCGUUUUCCACCUGUGGGUCUCACCUCUCAGUUGUGUCCUUGUUCUACGGGACAGGUUUUGGAGUCUACAUGAGUUCUGCGGUUACUGACUCCUCCAUUAAGAAUGUAGUGGCUUCAGUGAUGUACAUUGUGAUCCCUCCAACACUGAACCCUCUUAUCUACAGUUUGAGGAACAAGGAAAUGAAGAGAGCCUUGAGGAGUCUCAUUGUUGGAAUAUCUCUUGUGUGA
Messenger RNA from Fukomys damarensis (Damara mole-rat), 1093 nucleotides. RefSeq names its product olfactory receptor 7G2. The coding region runs from base 158 to 1093 and encodes 311 amino acids. NCBI's taxonomy places the organism in Eukaryota, Metazoa, Chordata, Mammalia, Rodentia, Bathyergidae. The transcript has a single exon. Gene Ontology annotation, molecular function: G protein-coupled receptor activity; olfactory receptor activity. Gene Ontology annotation, biological process: G protein-coupled receptor signaling pathway. Gene Ontology annotation, cellular component: membrane. The record is from RefSeq and is a predicted model, not a curated record.